AGCAGUGGGGUGGUGGGAGACAUGGAGUGUGUCCGGGUUUUGAGGCAGCGUCUGCGGCCUGGCGUGCACUGUUUGCUUAGGAGGCGGAUUUGCUGUAGCUGUAGCCACCGCUAUCGUCUGCUCCUAGGAGGGUGCUCGUGGCGCUUUCCAGGUGCUGCGGCUGGGGCGCCGCUUGGCUGCAGGUCCGAAAAAUGCCGGUGGCACCGAAUUGACGGACAGACCUUACUUUGCGCAAAUGAUCUUUCUCAGCACUGCAGUACAGAGGUGACUCAGGCUACUCUAGCCAGUGUGGCACCAGUGUUUUCAGUGAUGAAGUUUGAUAAAGAAGGCAAUGUUACUUGCUAUGAAAGAAAGAAAACAGAACUAUAUCAGGAACUAAGUCUUCAAGCACGAGAUCUACGGUUUCAACAUCAAGUAAAUAUUACACCCAGAAACAACAAAAUUAUUAUGAGAAUGGAGUUUUUGAAGGCUGUGAUAACACCAGAGUAUCUUCUAAUCCUUGACUAUCGCAGUUCAAAUCUGGAAAACUGGCUAUUCCAAGAACUGGCAUCUCAGCUAGCUGGAGAAGGUCAACUAGUUACAUACUCUUUGCCUUUUGAAUUCAGAGCUAUAGAAGCAAUACUACAGUAUUGGAUCAGCUACCUGAGUGGCAAACUUAGCCAUCUGCAGCCUCAAAUUCUUGAGACACUGAAUGCUUUAGUGGAUCCUAAGCUUUUGUCUCUGGAUAGGAGCAAAGUCCAUAUCUUAUUGCAAAAUGGAAAGAGUUUGUCAGAAUUAGAAACUGAUCUUAAAGUUUUCAAAGAGACAAUAUUGGAAAUCCUAGAUGACAAAGAAGUCAUGGAAGAACUGUGUCUGACUAAAUGGACAGACCCAGAAGUAUUUGAGGCAAGUCUCUCUGGAAUUGACCAUGUGGAGGAGAUGGAACUGCUGUUGGAAAAUUACUACCGGCAGGCAGAGGAUCUUAUUAAUGAAACCCGGGAACUUAAAAUACUGAUUGAUGAUUCCGAAAGUAUCAUCUUUAUCAACUUAGACAGCCACCGUAAUGUUAUGAUGAGGUUGAACUUGCAGCUGACCAUGGGUACUUUUUCAAUCUCGCUUUUUGGACUGAUAGGAGUAGCAUUUGGUAUGAAUUUGGAAUCAUCAUUUGAAGAGAACCAUGGAAUGUUUUGGCUGGUGACAGGAAUCAUGUUCCUAGGCAGUGGCUUAAUUUGGCGGCGCCUGCUUACAUUUCUUGGGCGGCAUCUAGAACCUUCAGUACUUCCACCAAUUCCUGCUUUGCUGAAAAAAACGCAGUCAGCAAAUGGGAAAGUAGAGUUUAAGAACGUUUUUAAAACAGAAUCCUUUGAGUCAAGCAGAAGUACGAUGACCAGCCAAUGACAUGAAUACUCCAGGAUAUCUGAAUUUGAGACUAUCUUCCUGGAUUUCCUUUUUUUAAAAAUACAGCAGCCUUUAUCAUUUGACUGUGUUAUAUGCCAAAAAUACGAAGUUAUAAAUCUUCAGCUAUGGAGAGAAGGCUUCAGAGUUUUGUAUACCACAGGAGAAAAUCUGAAUCAUGAAGAUGUUAAAAAGCACCUCCUCCUCCCCCUUUUUUUCCAAACUAAUGCCUCCUUUAGGAAUUCUGAUGAAGUUCAAUCUUUUGCCAAUGUAAGGAAACUCUGUGUCUACCCUAAUAAUAGUGUCACUUGUAUUCCUUCACAGGCAUAGUUCAUAAAAGAUAAAAGUGUUGUCUACAUUAUUUCUAAAGAGUGAGAUAUAUUUAUGUAAAACUAAUGUUAUCUUUGAUAGCAAAUUCUUUCUUGAAAAUAAUGUAGUUUUCUAGAAUGUUAAUUUAAUGUUCCGUUGUCCACAUAUAACUGGAUUUUGCAACUAGGAAUGAGAG
Messenger RNA from Candoia aspera, 1879 nucleotides. RefSeq names its product magnesium transporter MRS2 (gene MRS2). The record is from RefSeq and is a predicted model, not a curated record. The transcript has 11 exons. NCBI's taxonomy places the organism in Eukaryota, Metazoa, Chordata, Lepidosauria, Squamata, Candoiidae. Gene Ontology annotation, cellular component: mitochondrial inner membrane. Gene Ontology annotation, molecular function: magnesium ion transmembrane transporter activity. Gene Ontology annotation, biological process: mitochondrial magnesium ion transmembrane transport. Bases 22 to 1377 code for a protein of 451 amino acids.